UUCAUGAUGCUUUCGGCGCUGCAGAGAUUGGACAAAUACACCAUUUCCCUCAUAUGCGGAUACGCUACCCCGCAAACACAAGCCACCCUCGCUCGGACUUGUCGCUUCUUCAGCGAAUCGGCUCUGAAUGCGCUCUGGAAAGAGCGAUCACUACCCAACUUGUUUCUCAGUGUCCUGCCCCAUAACACAGUACGGCUCACCGAGAAGGAUGGGUAUCUGGUUAUGGAGCUGAAUCCCGAUCGGAAUGUCCCUGACGAUGACCAGUGGUGCAGGGUGGCCAUGUACGGUGUUCGCAUCAAGUCAACAGCAACUAGCGGUGAAGGACCCGAUGCGCUUGCUGUCCACUUUUCCGAGGACAUUCUGUCUCUUUGGUCGUCAUACACCCAGCGCAGAGGAAUGAGUCGCGCCUUCUGUCCUCGUGCGACCGAACUACACUGGAAUAUCCGGGACCCUCAGUCGAUGGGACGAGAAACUCCAUUCAUCCUGUCCAAUGUCCUUGUACGUCUUACGGUCAGCGACCAUGUCCCUGCACAUCUGCGCUCCGCGUUCGUCGCGACACUUCCAGCUCUGGCGAUACCUACACUUAAGAGACUCUCGAUCAAGAAUAACAACCGCGACGAAGCAAUUCAACUGGACCCAGCUGUAUCGUCCUUGGUCCGCUCAUGCCCGGCCCUUGAAAGGGUUUCUCUGCAUCAUGCUUCGGGAGCAUGCAUGCAUGCACUCUCCGAGCUGACUGCUCUGCGCUCAGUAGAGGUUUCGACCUUGAUGAACAUUUCAUGCAGGGCUGAUGGAGGCCCCUACUUCCCUGCACUCAUAGACUUCUCUGGCAUGGCGAACCUUCGCGACGUUCUACCGCUUAUAGGGAUGCUCAAACAUGCUCAGAGCCUUCAAAAACUGAACAUUUUCUAUCUUAUGUUAUCGGAGGGGCACCCUGAGCGAUACUUCUCACUGCUCGUUGCUGCGGUCGUACGUGGUUGUGGUGCCAAACAGCUGUCUAACCUGUCUUUGGGGGACUAUACUCCUCAAGACAACCUAUACAGCCUCGCUCUCAACCAUAUACGUCCUCUUCUGGUCUUCAGUCGUCUAGAGACGCUGUUCUUGACUUGGCCUGGAUAUGCGGAUUUCAGCGAUUACCAGAUGCAUACUAUCGCCAAGGCCCUGCCCUUGCUCAAGUCCUUAAGAAUGAUACCCCGCGUAGGGAUGACCCCGAACGACCAAUCGACCGCCGAGUCUUUGACCCCUCCCGCUAUUCGCAUCACCCCAGAAUCCUUGCUAUCCCUUGCCUCCCAUUGUCCACGGCUAGAGCACCUCGCCAUGCCGCUGAAUGCAUCGCCGCUUCUCACUUCCCUCGAAGCUCACCCUGGUAGGGGCAUCGUGCAAGGACGUCUGCGCAACUUGUCUCUAGUGGGACCCGAUGGCGAUGCACUGUCGCAACCACCGACUAUGGUCUCCCUCGCCCUGUUCCUGUCCGACGUCUUCCCAAACUUGCGAUUGAUACAAGCGCAGAACGCACCUUCUUCUUUCGCGUCAAGUAUUUCGGGGAUGUUACAUGUGAUGGCACUUGUGCGCGAUAGGGAGAGGAGAGGACAACUGCAUGUUAUGCACUUUAUAUGAGGGGUAAAUGUCGUUAUAUAUUCCUCGUACAACGAGCGAUGUAGUAUGCUACUCGACUCGUAUCAUGGCUAUUCCAACCCGGUCAUCGAGAUCGAAUCGCGCAAAGUUCAACUUCAACAUGAUCCAGCGAGCGCACAUGACCGCAUGACUGUCCAAGCAGGAGAUCCGAUUUUGGGUCGAGGGUUGACGUUGGGUGAUCGCUCGAACGCUUC
Molecule: messenger RNA, 1826 nt
Organism: Schizophyllum commune H4-8
Lineage: Eukaryota; Fungi; Basidiomycota; Agaricomycetes; Agaricales; Schizophyllaceae
Exons: 2
Coding region: 4-1614 (536 amino acids)
Source: RefSeq, a predicted model, not a curated record